UGUUUUUCUUUUCUAAUUUCUUCCUUGCUUAGGAAACAGCAGACAUGACUAACCGAGAAGAGGCCGAGGUACAAAUUUCGGAAUUAGACUUACUCGCCAGCAUGUUUCCUUACGAGGAAGAGUUCACCGUGACUGACCAGCUGGCUGUAGCAGAACUAAAGCACUAUGUUGAAAAUGAGUCUGCAGAGAUGCCGUCUUCAAAAGUUCAGUUUAUACUGAAUGUAAAACCAGAGGUCUCUAAUGCCUCUAUGGUGGAAUUCUCUAUGGCCUGUGCCUUACCACUUAAAUAUCCAACUGUUCUACCAGAAAUUACUGUGAGGUCAUCAUUAUUAAGUCGCUCUCAGCAGAUUCACCUGAACUCUGAUCUAAAAACGUAUUUGAUGCAAAACUGCAGUGGUGAGCCCUGCAUGUUGAGUGCAAGGGAAUGGGUUAAAGACCACGCCGCUGCUUACAUUGACAAAGAGCUUUCGUCUUCCUCAGUGACAACGUCAAAUGCCAUGCAGUCAGAAGACAUAACAUUCACUCGAUUGUGGAUCUAUAGUCAUCACAUUUACAACAAGCAAAAAAGAAAGAAUAUUAUUGACUGGGCCAAGGAGCUCUCUCUGUCAGGGUUUUGCAUGCCGGGGAAACCAGGUGUUGUUUGUGUAGAAGGUCUACAAAGUAGUUGUGAAGAGUUCUGGUCAAGAGUAAGAAGAUUAACGUGGAAAAGAAUUCUCAUUCGGCACAGAGAAGAUGUUUCUUUGGAAGGUGGAGGACAUGCUGAGAUUCAGAAACAAAGGAAGUUCUCCACUCUGGAAGAAAAAUGUUUUGAUGCACAUGGUGCCAGAGGAAAUCAUAUGGAUUUGGGGCAGCUAUAUCGUUUUUUAGAAGAAAAAGGAUGUGCUGACAUUUUUCAAAUGUACUUUGGGGUUGAAGGGCAUUGAAGGGGUUAAAGAUCACCACAGGCACAAGUUGUGAUCUUUGGAAGUUAAUCCUCGUAACAGAUUCCUUAGCUGUUCUGCAACAGUUGAUCAGAGAGGGAAUUAAUGAUUUGUGGUUUAUAUGAUGAAUCCAGUUUUCAAUGAAGACGAAUAUUCAGUGAAAUCCUGAAUAAUGAAAAUGACUAAAUGA
Molecule: messenger RNA, 1110 nt
Organism: Nipponia nippon (crested ibis)
Lineage: Eukaryota; Metazoa; Chordata; Aves; Pelecaniformes; Threskiornithidae
Source: RefSeq, a predicted model, not a curated record